AAAAAAAAACGCGCGAAGAAAUUCGAACCAAGAAAGAUACCUAGUUCCUCUCAGCCUAUCUAAGCCCACUUCAGCAACACAACACAAAAAACGCUGUGUUUGUUUAUACACAGCGCACACCCUUCAAUGAAAAGAAUUGCAGGCUUUCUGGCAGAACCAAUUUCGUUCAUCCAUCGCUCGACACUCGACUCCGCUUCCCUGGUCAGCGAGACAUCCAUUCCAUCGGUGACCGAAUAAGGCGGCCGCGCCCUACUUUUGGCGGCCAAAGGUGGUUCUUGUUUUCAGUCAGGCCGCUUCCGGUUCUUCUUCCUCCCGUCUCGCUUUCCGGUUUGGGAGGGAGCGUGGGUGGCGAAGUGGAUGCCGGCUGUUUGCGAUGGUUCGCUUCCUGCAGAUCCGCCAACGAGCCCCGCUCCCCCUUUGUGGAAACUGUCCGGCUGUGCAGGCAGAAGCUUCUCCAUACUCUCUAGUUGACAUCUGCUUGAAUGUCUUGGUUGCUGAUCUGGCAAAAUUCUGUACAGAAAGGCCAGAUGGAUCACUGUGCUUGAAAGAAUCUCAGAGGCUUCCACAAGAAGUAGCUGAUCGAUUGCUGCAAACAAUGGCUUAUCAAGAGUUGUUAAAUGAUGGUACUGUGGGCAUUUUCCAAGGCAACCAAACCCGUUUGAAGCAAGCUUGCAUCCGCAAAGCGAAAAUCUCAGCCCAGUCCUUCAAGAAGGCGUUCUGCCAUCAUAAACUAGUACAGCUGGAUGCUGCAGGAAUGAAUGAAACUGUUACCAUUGCAGAUGUUGUGAGUGGAUUGGGAAGCAGUAAAUGGAUCCAGAACAAUCUCCAGUGCCUUGUCUUGGACUCAUUAACUCUUUUUCCUACAAAUUCGUGUGAAAGAUAUUUUAGUCAGUUCCACGGCCUUCGUUCUUUGAGUAUUACAAAUGUGUUGUUCGGGGAUGAACAUCUAGCAGACGUUGCUACCCUGCCAAGAUUAGAAAGCUUGAACAUAUCCAACACUUCUGUUAAAAACAUAUCUGCACUCCUCACCUGCAGGAAUCAUCUGAAAUCUCUAACUAUGUACAAUUCGAAAUGUUUGAAAAUGCCUACCCCAAAAUUCUUAGAUGUCAUAAGAGGACUAAAGUAUCUGGUUCACCUUGACAUCUCAGACGAUCAGCAUUCUGGAUCCGAGAUUGCCUUUUGUUUGCUAAAUCAAAAAGACAUUCUGCCUAAUCUUGUAUCGUUGGACAUUUCAGGGAACAAAUCUAUUACUGAUGAAGCCGUAGAAGCGUUUGUCAGACAGCGGCCGCGAAUGCACUUUAUAGGUUUGUUAGGCACAGCAGCUGGAUUCACAGAGUUCCUUUCAGGACAGGGAAGCUUGAAGGUAUCAGGAGGAGAAAAUGAAAUGCAGAUUUUCGAAGCUCUGAAACGCUAUAACGAAAGGCCAGUAUUUGUGAAGGAGGCCUUCUUCCAUCUUUUUCUGCAAACCUGUUUUAUGAAAAUUACAAAGCCUGAAAUUUUAAAGCUUGUGAUUAUUGGAAUGAAGAAUCACCCUUUGGAUUUGGCAGUACAGUUGACUGCUAGUUCCUGUGUCCUUAAUUUAACUAGGCAAGGCCUAGCAGCAAGCGUUCCUGUUCGUCUGCUCUCCAGUGUAAUUCAGCUGCUUCUUAAAGCCAUGGAAACAUUCCCUGAACAACGGCAGCUCCAGAAGAAUUGCCUCCUUUCAUUAUCUAGUGUCCGGAUCCUCCAGGAUGUUCCAUUUAAUAGGUUUGUGGCUGCCAAAUUUGUUGUUCAGUGGCUUUGUAAUCAGGAGAAUCAACAUAUACAAAGAAUUGCAGUUAAUGUAAUCUCUAUUCUGGGACUUAAGCUUUCAGAUGAGCAAGCAGCACAACUUUCUGCAGAAUUCUACAUUGUUGUUGGGAAACUGCUUGAAAUAAUUGAACAAAAAACAAAUCAGACUGAAUUAGAUGCAACUUUCCAUUUUACACUUCGUGCGCUUUGGAAUCUCACAGAUGAAGCUCCAACUAUAUGUGCACACUUUAUGGACCACAGAGGACUGGAUCUUUUCUUGAAAGUUUUAGAGAUUUUUUCUUCUGAUUCAUCUAUACAACGCAAAGCUCUUGGCCUCCUGAACAACGUGGCGGAAGUGAGAGAGCUGCAUCCCAGGCUAAUGCAGAAGGACUUUGUGGAUCAUGUCAGUGAACUUCUGAACAGUGCUGAGAUAGAAGUCAGCUAUUUUGCAGCUGGGAUUAUGGCCAAUUUGAUAUCUAGAGGUGAAGAAGCCUGGACAUUGUGUCAAAAACUGAGAAGCUCUCUUAUUGAAAAGCUGCAUUCAACCCUUUUGAAGUGGCCAACACCAGAAUGCAAGAUGAUAGCACUGCCAGCUUAUAGGUCCCUCAAGCCAUUUUACCCACUGCUUGACUGCUUUACAUUACCUGGAGUACAGAUCUGGGCUGCGUGGGCUAUUCUGCAUGUCUGCUGCAAAACCCCUGCCAAAUACUGUGCAAUGUUAAUACAAGAGAAUGGACUCCAGCACUUAUAUAAUAUCAAAGAAAACAACCAGAGUGAUCCUGAUGUCCGGUAUUUAAUAACUAAGAUAUUAAGUUAUGUGGAAACUCAUGUGAAGUAUUACGGGAAGCCUAAACAUCUAAAAGAGCUACAAGGCCAUUCAGAUUGAUAACUCAGGUCAUAUCUUUACUUCUACCAUAUAGUGUUGACAUAUGUACUGGUGAUCUCUUUCACAAUCCUUUUUUUUUUUAAAUCAAGAUGGCCCUUCUUGUAACUUUUUCAAGUCUUCUGUAACUAGCUUUAACUUAUGGCUCUUGUAUAUUGACAAAUGGGGCAGAGGACCAACUCUAAAGAAAAUUGGGUUUGUUUCUACUAAAACAAUGAGUCUGCAGCAAACAAUCAGGUCAGUCACAAACCACAGUUAUGAACUUGUGCACGUCCAAAGAAGAGAUUCCAGCUUUAGUCUAUUGUACAUAAAUGUUUGCCAUGAUUUAAGCAUAAAUCACUUUGUUACUGUAUAUUUUUUUGGGGUAUGCAAAGUAUUUUUCUAUGAGUGGGAAAAACCUUUCAAGAGACUUUUUACGUUUUAUCUAAAAAAAAUGUUCAGUGAUGGUAUUUCAAACUGACUGCAUGUUUCCGUUUUCAAGAAAAUUGGUCAUAAUCCAAAAUAAAGCUUUCAUAAGAUCAAAUGCACUAGAUGGUAGCUAAUGAUGUAGAAGUGAGUUUCAUUUUUGCUGUUCUUAUUGGUAUCAUUGAGUGUAACAUUUACAUUCUCCCAAAGUGGAUGGCUUGGAUUAAUUGGUGUAAGAAAAAUACAGUAGAUGGUGCAUUUAUCUUAUGGGAAGUUACAGUUAAAGCACUAUAGCUGAGGAAAAAUGGGGAAGGGAAAACUUUAUGAGGAAAAAUCAUAAGCUAAACUAUCUCACACACUCUAGAAUAAUGUUCGUUGUUGUUGUUAGUUGUGAAGUCAUGUCCGACCCAUCGCGACCCCAUGGACAACGUUCCUCCAGGCCUUCCUAUCCUCUACCAUCUUUGGAGUCCAUUUAAGCUCAUGCCUGCUGCUUCAAUGACUCCAUCUAGCCACCUCAUUCUCUAUCAUCCCGUUCUUCUUUUGCCUCAAUCUUUCCAAGCAUUAGGCUCGUCUCCAGUGAGUCCUUCCUUCUCAUUAAGUGGCCAAAGUAUUUCAGUUUCAUCUUCAGGAUCUAGCCUUCUAAAGAGCAGUCAGGGUUGAUCUCCUUUAGGACUGAUUUGUUUGUUCGCCUCGAAGUCCAAGGGACUUGCAGGAGUCUUCUCCAGCAUCAGAGUUCAAAGGCCUCAAUUCUUUGGUACUCAACCUUUCUUAUGGUCCAACUUGUGUUGUGUUAAUUAUUGCUAAGUAGGGUGCAUUUUGACCAUAACUCAUUAAUGGAAAGGGAAAAAGUCAGUGUAGUCAAAUAUUUUGAUUUUUUAUACUGCUAAUUAUUAGUCACAGCUUAUUUCAAUUAAAGACCAGUAUAGAACGAACAAUUAUUGCAAAAUGGGGCCUAUUUGCAAUGUAAGAACAAGAAUUUAUGGAUUUUGUCCCCUGGUUUCAGAAAGGUCUCUAGAUCCUCUAAGCACAACAUUCCUGGAUGUUCUCACAACUCCUAGGAAAACUCCAUCCACUUUCUUUCAAACAAUGCCCUUUUCUGUGCUGGUUUACUUAGGAAAAGGAAAAUAGAAAAAAAACAAAAACAACCCUUCUGUUCUGUAGCGAAAUGACUGG
This is a messenger RNA of Ahaetulla prasina, 4231 nucleotides long. RefSeq names its product protein zyg-11 homolog B-like. Gene Ontology annotation, cellular component: Cul2-RING ubiquitin ligase complex. The coding region runs from base 374 to 2656 and encodes 760 amino acids. The record is from RefSeq and is a predicted model, not a curated record. Lineage: Eukaryota; Metazoa; Chordata; Lepidosauria; Squamata; Colubridae. The transcript is spliced from 14 exons.